CGCACCAGCGCUCCGACCAGGGUUUCACCCUGAAACGCAUGGAGAUGGAGCGAAUGAUGGCGCUGAGCGCGUACCAGGGCCAGGGCGAGUUCGAGCUGGAGCCCGCGGACGGCAAUCCGAGCCAGAGCGGGCGCCCGCAGCUGGGCAGGAACAACGACAGGCCCGUGUCGCAGACUGGCAUCGGCGGCGGCCCGCCGAACCCCGCGCGCGCCGCCGCGGCGACGGAAUCGCCCGCGGUGGUGCUCAUGCGCGUCAACUGCAGGCUCACGCUUUUGCUGCGCGAGAUGGUGUUCAUCGAACGCGGGCUGCGACCGGUCACUGAGGUUGUGAGUCAGACGGAGCAGGACGAGGAAGACGCCGAGUUGCUCGCCGAGGCGGAGGAAGAGUUGGAACGAAUGAAGCGGGAGGCGGCGGGCGAAGACGUCGUCGAGUACGUCAACAACUCCAUCGACGACUCCAACUCGAUCGAGGCUGACGACGAAGACGACGACGAGUACAGCUCGGGGAUUUUGGACCCCCAAACCGCGCCGCAACUCGCGCUGGAGUGGUGCCGCGUGCGUCGAACGCGAGCGAGAAACGUCGCCGCGAGGGCGCUCACCGCGUACGUGUCCGCGCUCACCUCGCACCCCGUGGGUCUGCGCGCGUUCGCCGCGGCGGUCGUGGACGGGUACGUCGCGGGGAUCCCCGCGAGGGACGUCACCGCGUCCCUCGCCCCGGAGGAAUUCGACGUCGAGGGUAGCCGGAGGGGCAUGUUCGGAUCAGCCGCGGACGCCACCAGGUUCUUCUCCCUCUUCGUCACCACCGCGUACGUCGUCGCGGAGCAAGACGCGUGCGAGCAAGACGCUGACGAGUGCCGGAACGGAUUCGACCCCGACGGGUACGCGUGGGCGCCGGCGCCCGGCGAGUUUCGAAGUAAAGGGGGUGGUAACGUCGACGCAAACGCUCGUCGCACCGUCGCGGGCAUGCGAAGCAGCGUCAAGGCGUGGAUGGAGAUGGACCGAGCCGAGCUGCGAGCGCAGGUGGCGUCGCAGCUGUCGAUGGACGAGGACGACGGGGGAAUGGCCGGGGAUCCGUCGGGCGCGGGCGCCGGGCUUACGGGGGCGAUGAUCAAACCCGCGGGCAACACGCCCCCGGGGGAUUUACCUUGGGAGCGCGACGAACACCUUCCGGGUAACUCGAUCACGGUGGCGUGCCUGACGCUGCAGCGGAUGGUGGUGUCGUUCACGCUGCGGGAGCUCGCGCGGCGGAGGGAGGCGUACGUGGCGCGGGGCUCGGAUUUUGACAACAAGCCCGAGUACGGCAACGACUUUGGCGGCGCGUGAGUGGAGCAAUCUCGGUUUGGUUUUCGGUUUUGUUUAAGUUAUUGUCACCACUCUCAGUUCAC
Micromonas commoda is the source of this 1384-nucleotide messenger RNA. RefSeq lists its product with no specific name. The record is from RefSeq and is a predicted model, not a curated record. Lineage: Eukaryota; Viridiplantae; Chlorophyta; Mamiellophyceae; Mamiellales; Mamiellaceae. The transcript has a single exon. Bases 39 to 1322 code for a protein of 427 amino acids.